Sphenostylis stenocarpa is the source of this 453-nucleotide messenger RNA. The record is from the annotation of a GenBank genome assembly. Lineage: Eukaryota; Viridiplantae; Streptophyta; Magnoliopsida; Fabales; Fabaceae.
AUGGGUGGAGCUCAGGCAUUGAAGCGAAUCCCCCGCAUCAACUUUCCCAACAGACAUCCCAGAUCCUCUGCCUCUGGUUCUGCUUCUGAGACUCAAGCUUCAUCUUCAGCUAGUGAUGCUAAUUUAUCAUUUUUUUCAAGUUCAAAUGCUUCCGCAACAGUGGGAGGGAAGGCCUCUCUUCAGCCCAAAAGAACUCCAGUGUCCAAGGAAGAAAUCGAAGCAGUUUUGUCAGGCUUCUUGAGAACUUACUCCAGGAGAAUACCACCUGUUGGAUUUGGGUGGCUGCUUCUAAUCAAAAGUGUUCUGGAAAACGCACUGUAUCUUGAACUUCUUUCUGUGACUCUGAUUCAUCAAUCUUCUGACGAUGAGAAGAAGAACGUAUUUUAUGGACCGUCAUCCAUGGAGGCUGUUGCUGGUUGCAACCAUGAGUGGAAAGCUGGACUGCUAGAUUGA